Molecule: messenger RNA, 800 nt
Organism: Gossypium arboreum
Lineage: Eukaryota; Viridiplantae; Streptophyta; Magnoliopsida; Malvales; Malvaceae
Exons: 1
Coding region: 193-501 (102 amino acids)
Source: RefSeq, a predicted model, not a curated record
UGGUGAGUAGAAAUUAGGAAGGUGAUUCAUGUCUUAAAAAACAGUAAAAAUAUUGAAAAUACCCCUUCUCCUACUCUCUAACAACCAAACUUUCUACCAAAUUACUAGUUUUUAUAUAAAGCACUAAAUUUAUUUCUCCAAACACUCAAAAUCCCCAUCUUCUCUUUUUCUUGUAAAUCCUGGAGCAAAACCAUGAAGAAAUCCAUGGAGAUAGUUGAUUCAGCCUCUUGGUACUGUGCCCUUGCCUUGUUGACCUUAAUACUGAUGGGUUGCAUCAAGACAAGUUCCGUAUCAUCAGAUGAAGCUGCGAGAGGGAAGCAGCUUCUGAAGCCACCCUGUGAUGAAAUCUAUGUGGUAGGAGAAGGGGAGACACUUCACACCAUCAGCGACAAGUGCGACGAUCCUUUUAUCGUGGAGCGCAACCCUCACAUCCAUGAUCCUGACGACGUUUUCCCCGGCCUUGUUAUCAAGAUCAUCCCUUCUACUGCUGGGAAACUCUAGAGGUAGCCAUUCGUCGCUUAUCAAAGCCCCAGUUGGUAAAUUGGUGGGGAUGGUGGAUCCUCUCUACUUCUCUCUUAUCCAAAUUCCAUGCACACACGACAUAUAUAUGGGGUAAAACGAUCCUUAUUGAAAAGUUCAUUAUUUUGCUAAUUAAACUCGAAUGUUAUCUAUUAUCCCACCAUCUCCCUUACACUUCUCACUCUCUUCCUUUUAUUUCCUUGUAUACAAUGAAUUUUGAAUAUUUACAUCAAUUUUAACUCAUUAAUAGAAGAGUUCAUUCAUUUGGGUCGAUGGUAAAA